Messenger RNA from Aquila chrysaetos chrysaetos, 3568 nucleotides. It is a transcript of the gene GAS2L1, whose product is annotated as growth arrest specific 2 like 1. The record is from RefSeq and is a predicted model, not a curated record. Gene Ontology annotation, cellular component: microtubule plus-end; stress fiber; actin filament. Lineage: Eukaryota; Metazoa; Chordata; Aves; Accipitriformes; Accipitridae. Gene Ontology annotation, molecular function: microtubule binding; cytoskeletal adaptor activity; actin filament binding. Gene Ontology annotation, biological process: microtubule bundle formation; actin crosslink formation; protein localization to microtubule plus-end.
GGGGGGGGGGGGGACACGACACACAGUGGGUGGCCAAAUUCUGCCUGGGGAGGAGCUGCUGGGGGGGGGGGGGGGGGGGGGGGUUGUGGGGUGUUGCCUGCCCACGUCUGCCUGUAACGGUGCCCUUUGCCCCCCCCAACCCCACCCUUGGCAGGCAGCUCGCCAUGGCCGACCUGAGCCACAUCCAGUCGGCCGCCUCCAAGAGCAUCCGUCCCUUCCGCUCCAGCGAGGAGUACCUGGAGGCCAUGAAGGAGGACCUGGCCGAGUGGUUCAACACCCUCUACGACCUGGACAUCCAGGUGGACACCUUCCUGGAGAGCCUGGAGACGGGUUGUCACCUCUGCCGACACGCCAACAACGUCAACCGCAUCGCCCUGGACUUCCAGCAACGGCACCCCGAGGUGGCCGCCCGUAUGCGCGUCCCCCAGAACGAGGUCGUCUUCCAAGCCAAGAAUGUGGUGCCGGGUUCCUUCAUCGCCCGGGAUAACGUCUCCAACUUCAUCCAGUGGUGCCGGCAGGACCUCGGCAUCCAGGACGUCCUCAUGUUCGAGACCAACGACUUGGUGCUGAAGAAGAACGAGAAGAACUUUGUCCUCUGCUUGUUGGAGGUGGCCAGGAGGGGCUCCAAGUUUGGCAUGCUAGCCCCCAUGCUGAUCCAAAUGGAGGAGGAGAUUGAGGAGGAGAUGAGGGACCAAAUGGCCUACAGCGUGCUGGGCACGCGCCAGGAGAGCCGGGACCCCCAGGCGCCCGCCUACCCCAGCAGGGCCCGGCCCAUCGCCCUCUGCGACCUGAAGAACCUGGACGAGCUGGUGCGGGAGAUCCUGGGCUGCUGCUCCUGCCCCUCGCAGUUCCCCAUGGUCAAGGUCUCCGAGGGUAAAUACAAAGUGGGCGACUCCAGCACACUCAUCUUCGUCCGAGUGCUGAGGAGCCACGUGAUGGUGCGUGUUGGCGGCGGCUGGGACACACUGGAACAUUACCUGGACAAGCAUGACCCGUGCCGCUGCUCCUCCCUCUCUCACCGCCUGCCCCAGCCCCGCGCCCCAGGCUUCUCCCCCACACCCCGCGCCCCCAGCCCCAGCACCCCCCGCCGCCCCCGCGCAGCCGGCACCCACUCGGCCGGUGGGGACGCCAACCACGCCAGAACGGAGCGGGGCAGCCACCAACUGAAAGGCGUCGGGGACACGGGCAUCCCGAAGCCACCGUCCGGCACCAAACAGGAGGGUUUGCCCCCACGGGGGGGGGGCCAGGCUCCCCUGCCCACCUCUGCCAGCCCUUCGAGGAGCCCCGCUGAGCCACGGGGAGCCGGCACGCUCAGGCCCCGCGACCCCGCUCCCGCCCGCUCCCGCCGCUGCUCGGGCGACAGCGAUUCCUCGACCUCCUCUGCGCAGAGCGGACCCCCGGCCCCGCGGGACGGGGGGACCCCCCGGCGUCGAGAACCCAACCGUGGGGUCCCACCGCAACUUCCCCGCGACGUCGGACCCUCGCCGGCCGGACGAACGGUCCCGGAGGAACGCGGCCGUUCGAGGGUCCCCAACGGGCCCGGCCGUGCCCCGCCGCGUGCCCGCAGCCACGGCCGCCCCGGCCCCCAGCCCCUGCUGCUCAUCAGCCGUCGACGGGACGGCCAGCACUCCUGGACGAGGGCAGAGACCCCCUCCCGGCCCGGCAGCCCCGCUCGUAGCCGGACCCCUUCCCGCCCGGCCGCCCGCAGCCCCGCUCCCGCCCCGCGUCGUUCCUCCCUGGAGGAAGGCCGACGGGUGGGGGGGUCCGGAGAGAGCCCCCGUGACGGCGGAGCCGCGGAGGCCUUGCAACGGGAGCUGGAGGAGCUGGCGAGGCGGCUGCGGGCCCCGCUGCGGCUGGAGCCCGGCCAGGAGCAGCAGCUCUUCCGUCGGCUGGAGGAGGAGUUCCUGGCCAACACCAGGAUGAUGGAGGAGCUGGAAGACGGGGAGAACCCCCCCGCGCCCCCGCUGCCCCCCGGCACCACCGCCGCCGCCGCCGACUCGGCCUACUGCUCCUCCAGCUCUUCCUCGUCCUCCCUCAACGUCUUCGGCAAGCACGGCCUCCCCGCCGAGGACGGCCGGCGGAGCGGGAACGGGGUCGGCCCCCCGCCGCCGCCGGCCCCCGAAAUGGCGGACGCUGGACGCCGGCCGGCCCUCUCCAGCUCCUCCGAUGAAAGCAGCUGCUUCCCGGCCUCCUGGGACGCCCGGGAGACGGGGGGGGGCCCCGAGUCCGACACCGACUGGGCGCCGGGGGAGGACGACCUGACGGAGACGGAGGAGACCCCCGCCGCGGCGGACGGACCCCCGGGGUUGCCGGGGGUCCCCGAGACGGUGCCUUCCCUCCCCGCGCCGCCCCCGCGGCCCUGGGCCAAGCCCCGGCUGGACACGCAGCCCCACAAGAAGCCCUCCAGGAUCCCCACCCCGAGGGGCUACGGGGCGGCCCCCCCACCGGCCCCCCACCAGCAGCCCCAAGCCGGGGAGCGCAAGACCUGGGGGGCUCUGCAGAGCGUCCUCUCCUCCUUCCUGGAGCCCGCCUGGGUCCCGCGGGAGCACGAGGGGCUGGAAGAGGACGCCUGGCCGUGAGUCGCCCAGCUUGGUGGCCGUGGGUGGCAGGCAGCGUGGGGAGAAGCCCCCAGCAAACCCCCCCCCCCCCCCCCCCGGCCACCCCCCGGGGACGUGACGGAGCUGCUGCUGCUGCUGGUGAUGGCACCCGCACGGAGAGACCCCGGCCGGGCGACCACCACGGAUCCGGAGUGGCCGGGGAGCCGGUGACUGUUGGCAGUUGGGGUCUGCAAGGAGGAGCCCCUGGCCCCAACCAGGGGCAAAGGGCCCCGGACGAGCCCCCGGUCCCAUGGGGAGCAGCUCCACGGUGGUGGUGGCCGGCGCAGAGAGCUGCAUCCUGGGCGCCGGGUUGGAGAGCAACCGGCUCUGCUCUUCUGAUCUUCACCUCUCCUCAUUUUUCCCCUCCUCUCCUUGUUUUCCUCAUCUUCUUGUCUUCUUCUCAUCUUCUUGUCCUUCUCCUCUUGUCAUCAUCAUCUCUUCUUGGCUGCCACCUUUUCUUGUCUUCUUCUCAUCUUCUUGGCCUUCUCUUGUCAUCGUCUUCUCUUCUUGGCUGCCGCCUUCUCUUGUCUUCUCAUCUUCUUGUCCUUCUUCUCUUGUCAUCGUCUUCUCUUCUUGGCUGCCUUCUCUUGUCUUCUUUUCUUCUUGUCCUCCUCUUGUCAUCAUCUUCUCUUCUUGGCUGCCUUCUCCUCUUGUUUUCUUCUCAUCUUCUUGUCCUUUUCUUCUUGGCCACCUUCUGCUCUCUUCUCUUUUUCCUCUUCUCUCCACAUCUGAGAUGACUCGGGGACAUGCAGCUUGGUGUCACAACCUGUAUUUCAGGGCGGGGGGGGGUGUCACUUUUUCCUCUCCAGCACCCAUCAGCCCCAGGCCGGCCGCAGCACUGUCCAUAGCGUGUGUUGAUGUCCCUAAUGUGGGACGGGGCUAUGCGUGGAGCCCCCUGCCCAGCCCACCGCGGCCCCCACCCCUCCGGCCCCGCAUGUCCUCCCAAGCCAGUAAAGACCAACAGAGCUGAA